AUGCUCCCUCUAUCCCUCCUUACAACGGCCAAAGGCCACCCAAUGCUUGUGGAGUUGAAAAACGGCGAAACCUACAAUGGCCACUUAGUCAACUGCGAUACCUGGAUGAACCUCACCCUACGCGAGGUCAUUCAAACGAGUAUGGACGGGACAAAGUUUCAUAGACUGCCGGAGUGUUAUAUUCGUGGGUCAAAUAUCAAAUACCUCCGAGUACCAGACGAAAUCAUCGAUCUAGUCCGUGACCAGAACCUUGCGCAAAGAAGUGAUAACAGGAUGCACGCACGGGGUGCACCAAGAGGUGGUGCAAAUCGCGGUGGGCAUGGGUUGCAGCGUGGUGGGAUGAUGGGUGGACGUGGUGGCACUCGCGGACGAGGUGGAAUUCCUGAUCGGGGACGUGGACGGGGUGGAUCGUUGAGGGGUGGGUUCUAA
Messenger RNA from Saitoella complicata NRRL Y-17804, 429 nucleotides. Its product is annotated as Sm-like ribonucleo protein. Gene Ontology annotation, cellular component: U6 snRNP; spliceosomal tri-snRNP complex; P-body. The transcript has 3 exons. Lineage: Eukaryota; Fungi; Ascomycota; Saitoellomycetes; Saitoellales; Saitoellaceae. Gene Ontology annotation, biological process: nuclear-transcribed mRNA catabolic process; spliceosomal snRNP assembly; P-body assembly. The coding region runs from base 1 to 429 and encodes 142 amino acids. The record is from RefSeq and is a predicted model, not a curated record. Gene Ontology annotation, molecular function: U6 snRNA binding.